Messenger RNA from Lampris incognitus (smalleye Pacific opah), 8821 nucleotides. RefSeq names its product autophagy related 2A (gene atg2a). NCBI's taxonomy places the organism in Eukaryota, Metazoa, Chordata, Actinopteri, Lampriformes, Lampridae. The coding region runs from base 430 to 6474 and encodes 2014 amino acids. The record is from RefSeq and is a predicted model, not a curated record. Gene Ontology annotation, molecular function: phosphatidylinositol-3-phosphate binding. The transcript is spliced from 42 exons. Gene Ontology annotation, cellular component: extrinsic component of membrane; phagophore assembly site. Gene Ontology annotation, biological process: autophagy of mitochondrion; piecemeal microautophagy of the nucleus; autophagosome assembly.
CCCCCCGUUUCCGGUCUGGGUGACGCAAUGACGCAGUGGCUCCCUCGCAGCGCCGUCGGUUCGCUCGAUAACAAUAAACAACCCGGAGAGAGGAGGAGGAGAGACGCCAGGAGGACCUGCCGCCUGGAUUCGACACAAACGGAUGUUAAAAAGAUGACCUAAAGCCACAGAAGCGGCGUACUUCAGCUCAUGACACGGCGCUGGACCCUCGUCGUUUCCUGACACGAAGGAUUUGGGGGUUUUUGUGUCAGGGGGGGAGAGAGCGAGAGCUACGUCUCAGCCCGCUGCUAAUAGCCAUUUUAGUGCGGCUAACGCGGUGCACCUCGCUCCUUGUCUGCACACUUUGUCUGGGUCUGUUAUGCUGGUGCCGGAGGACCGGAUUCGCUUUUGUCCUCUGCGUUCCCUCCUCACCCCGCUGUCUCCGGCCUCAUGUCUCGCUGGCUGUUCCCCUGGUCGGGCUCAAUCAAGAAGCGGGCCUGUCGGUACCUCCUGCAGCACUACCUCGGUCACUUCUUACAGGAACGACUGAGUUUGGACCAGCUGGGCUUGGACUUGUACAAUGGCAGCGGGGUCAUCAAGGAAAUCAACCUCGAUGUUUGGGCGGUCAAUGAGCUUCUGGAGUCUCUUGGGGCACCUCUUGAAAUCGUGGAUGGAUUUGUUAGCAGUAUAGCAGUGACCAUCCCAUGGCAAGCACUGGUAACCGACCACUGCACCCUAGAAGUUUCUGGACUACAAAUAACAUGCCGACCCAAGUGUCGGACAAGUGGGGGUUGGGACUCCCAAGGCUGGUCCUCGAGCAUGACCUCCAGCAUGCAGUUGGCUCAGGAGUGCCUGAAGGACCCCCCAGAGGCGUCCGAGGAGCCACCUGCACCGCUGGAUGGUCUAGAGAUGUUUGCACAAACCAUUGAGACAGUCCUUCGUCGUAUUAAAGUCACUUUCCUGGACACCAUCGUCCGCAUUGAGCACCAGCCCCUGGACCUGGAAACAGGCAUUGCCUUAGAGGUGCACAUAAAACGGCUGGAGUACUGUGAUGAGGCAGUGCGUGACCCAGCCAGCCAGACUACCGUGCCUGUGGACAUCCACCAGCCCCCGGCCUUCCUGCACAAGAUCCUCCAGCUCAGCUCCGUACAGCUCUUCUAUGAGAGCACCGGAACCGCACAGGGGUCUUCAGCAGGUGUCCCCUCAGAAUCAGCCAUGGCUAGUGAAGGGGAAGAUGAGGAGGAAGAUGAGGAAGAGGAAAAACCCUCAUCGGCCCCCUCCUCCCCUCCUCAGGAGCCACUCCUCAUAGGAAACUGCUCUGGUUUCAUAGAGACCACCGUUAAGAUCAAGCAGAAUGACAUGCUGCCCGGACCAAAGUUGGAGUUGGAUGGGAAGGUGGGCUGCGUCCACCUGCUGCUGUCUCCUCAUCAAAUAACCCAUCUGACGGACCUGCUGGCAGCCGUCUGCAUAGACACAGAGCCAGAAAGUAAAGGAGCGGGGGUGCAGAGCCGUCCUUUAGACUCGGAGGACCUGCGUCUGAUUGAGGAGGACCUCAGCAAGCAGCUGGGCUCCAGUCCAAGGGACAGGGACUGGGACGACGAGGCCGACCCAGAUGCCUAUCUCAGCAGCCUGGAGAAUGGAGAGAUGUUCUACUCCAUGGGUCCUGGCGGCAUGAGCAGCAGUGUGACGUCGGUACGCUCCGGCAGUGAGCUCUCAGACAGCGAUAUGGAGUCAUCGGCAUACAGCCUGGCCAGCCUCACACAGCCUGCGGGGCUGUCUAUGCAGGGCACGGUGAGGUAUCCCAAGCGGCAGCCUGUAGCGGGGUCUCAGUCCGGUGUGCCUCAGGCCAGCAGCCGCACCAGAGGGCAGUCCCACGGUAGCCAGUCUGAGCCGCUGAAGCCUGACGCCUUGCUGCGACUAACGCUGGGAGGACUCACCGUCACCCUGCUGCAGGUGGACCCGCCCGCCGGUCCCGACGGAGCCACCUCAUUGGACCAGGUGUCUCGGGUCUUCUUCCGGGAGCUGGCUUUUUUCAAGGACAGCAUGUUCAGUGAGAGAGAUUUCCACCACCUGAGAGGCAGCUUCGCCAGGGCCUGCCCACAUUCCCACCUCAGGAUAACGGGGGCUGCAGUGCAGGUUGCCUGUGAGAUGCGGAGCGGUAGCCGUCACAGUCGAGCCAUGACCUCUGACCUGUCCUUCAGUAGGCUGGAACUAUUAGAGUGUCUCUGGGAGGACGGCAAGCCACAGUACAGCGAGCUGCUCCAGUUCCAGAGAGCUGGUCUGUUCACGGUGGGAGCUGCCGCCCGGCCCUGUGCUCAGCUGCAUUAUGGACUAAUGGAGAAACCUCUGCGCAAGGGUAAGCAGCGGGUUGUGCGUCGUGACAGCGUUGUGAAGGUGGAGCUGGCAGAGCUGAGUGCUGAGCUGGACCUGGACAUCCUCACUCGCCUGGGGAACCUGAGCAAGGCCUUCAACCACUGUCCCACACAGACCACUGGACCUCUGCACAUGCAGACCCAGAGCAGUGAGCUGUGGUCCUCCUUCUUGCUCCUUUCCCCACAUGCGAUUCUCCGGCUACGCUUCCCCGUGCCAGACCUGAGACCCCCGCCCAAGCGCCGACCCCCGACCCAGAGGGUGGUGCGUCAGGAGACUUUGGUGCUUGAGCUGACGAACCUGGAGCUGAAGCACCAGGAGGCCCCGGACCUCCAAGGAGAGCAGGCUGCCCCGGGAAAGCCUCUGUCGCCCUGUCUUACCCAGCUGCUAGAGGCCUCCUUCACAGACAUGCAUGGAGCGUACGAGGGCUGGGAGGGAGGCCGUUUCCCCUGCGUCAGGGUAAAGAAGAGCCAGGACGCUGUGCCCAGGAUCUCGGUGCAUGUGAAUGGAGGCGAGGCCCAGGGCCCCGGCGGAGUUCUGGGCGGGCUGGGCAUCGGCCUGGUAAGAGACUUGGGGGCCAUGUCAUUUGAGAGUGCCUGCGAGCUCCGUGAGAAAACCAGCUCUCCCUUCUCCUCCAACCGAACCAUGUUUGAGACGGAAGAGAUGGUGAUUCCAGCUGACCCAGAGGAGAUGUGUCAGUUCCAGGCCCAGUGUGUGUCCCAGUGCCAGUGUGCCAUUGACAUUAGCCUGCCUCUGGCCUACAUCCUCCUGCCCAGCAAACAGGCCUUCCAGAGCAUUUACAAUAGGAUCAACAAUGACCUCUUGAUGUGGGAGCCCCCUCCCCCUCCCUCCUCCCACAGCCCACACCCUGGCCGCCAUCACCACCACGAUGAGUUUCAGCUCUGCAAGUCAGCCUUCAGACUGGACUCAGAUUCUGAUGAGGAGGAGCCUCGGUUCCUCCCGGCCACCGAAUCAGCCAAGGAAAGGCGGUCAGAGCUCCGCCCUGACCACACCCUCAGCCUCCUUACCCUCACAGUUAUUAUUGGCAAGGGGCGCCUCCAAGCCAUGACGGACAAGAUGGAGGACCAGAACCAUGGAGAGAUUGUGCUCGACCUGGAGGGGGGCAAGAUAUUUAGCGUGGCACAACACCAGAAUAACCCCAACCUUAACUUCCUGUGCCUGGAGAGCAAAAGAGUGGAGCUCUACCAUCGAGUAGUGGGGAAAGACUCCCCUCUCCCAGAGUACUUAGAGAUGCCCAGUUUUACUACCCCAAGGUACCUGGACCCUAUCAUCUACCCCACUGAACUGGGGGUGAGUAGCGUGAGCGGCAGGGAGACCGAGCUCCAGAUGCUGUCUACUGCCAUCAAAAUCACCUUGGACACCCAGAGGAACGUCAAGGAGUUUCUGGUUGCCCUUCGUCUCAAAGGAGCCACCAUGCGACAUCACAUGACCCAGAUCAAUCAGAGUUGGCAUGAGCAGCUGGUUGAGUUUCUGGACGUCAUCGAUGACCCCAUCCUAGGAUACACACCACCUGCUGUCAUCACUGUCCUGCAUACACACCUGGCAACCUGCGCUGUGGACUACAGACCCCUGUAUCUGCCACUGAGAGUGCUCUUCACAGCCGAGUCCUUCUCUCUGUCCAGCAACAUCAUUGUUGACACGGCCACCUUCCACCUAAGAUUCAUCCUGGACAACUCCGCGCUCUACCUGUCUGACAAGUUUGAGACCGACACCGUCGACCUGAGGAGAGACUACAUCUGUGUCCUGGACAUCGACCUGCUGGAGCUGGCCAUCACCACGUGGAAGGGCAGUGACACGGGCAAGCUGAGCCAGCCGCUAUUUGAGUUGCGUUGCUCUAACAACGUGGUCCACCUCCACACCUGUGCUGAUUCCUGUGCCUCCUUGGUGAACCUGCUGCAGUACCUUGUCUCUCAGGGGGACCUGCAUCCACCGCCCCGACACACCUCGCCCACAGAGAUUGCCGGCCAGAAAUUACCGCUGUCAGAAAGUCCUGCCUCCCUGCUGCCAUACCCUCCAGCUGAGACAGCUGAGAUCAACCAGUACGAUCUCGCCGAUGCCUUGAUCGACACCGAGAAGAGCCACCGAGAAGACGGAUUGGACUCAGGUUCUCCCACAGUACCUCGGGGCUCACCUGUCUCUGUCUACCUGUUUCCUGGCGAGGCACAGAAACGCCAAUCCUCCAUCCUGCACCGGGAGGAGGAGUCUGAGUUUGAUGGACCAGUGGCCACAGCAACUGAGGCACAGGCAGACAUGAUGUCAGAGGAAGGCUCAGAGGGCUCCACCGACAAUGACGACUUCUGCAUCUUGGAGGCUCCUGGCAUGGGAAUCCCUCCCAGAGAUGGAGAGCCAGUGGUGACGGUGCUUGCCCAGGGACCUAUUCGUGUUAAGGAUGGCCACUUUUCCAGGCCGCGUGGCAGCACAGAUCUGCUCAGGGCACCUAGCCACUUCCCCGUGCCCCAGAACAGGGUGGUGCUGCGAGAGGUUUCCGUCAUCUGGCACCUCUAUGGGGGCAAAGACUUUGGGGGCAAGCCCCUGUCUUUACAUGCCCAGCAUACAAAUAGGAGUCGCUCUGUCCCGCCAGGCAUGCGUGGUUCACCAUCCCGCUCCGUGGGUUCCUCCAGACCCCAGAACUCCUGGCGCUGGGCCGGAGGCAGUGGUCGUCAGCACACGCUGCUCAUGGAGAUCCAGCUUACCAAGGUGUCCUUCCAGCAUGAGUCCUACACAGUGGUGGUACCAGGGCAGGAGGGUGACAUAUCGGCGGGGGACGGCGCUCGGUCGGGUGCAGCCGCUGGCCCGGGUGGGGAACAGCCUCUCUCCAGACAGGUUUUCAUUGUGCAGGAGCUGGAGGUGCGAGACCGGCUGGCGUCCUCACAGAUCAACAAGUUCCUCUACCUCUACACCAGCGAGAGCAUGCCCCGCCGUACCCACUCCAACAUGUUGACGGUGAAGGCUCUGCAGCUGUGUCCGGAGUCUGGCCUUGGUGGACCGGAGUGCUGUCUCAGGGUCAGCCUGCUUCCGCUAAGACUCAACAUUGACCAGGAUGCUCUUUUCUUCCUGAAGGACUACUUCAGUAAUCUGGCCUCCUCCGUUAACCCCUACCUUCCUGUAGACCCAGCAGCUGAAGCCAAGGCAGAGCCCUCCCAGAAGGCCUCUGAGGAGACUGAGUCAGCUGGUGGCCUGGGACCCGACCUCACCUCUUCUGUUGAAACCACCUACAGCGAGCAGAGCUCCUCCUCUGCUGGCUCCACAUCCUCGUCUGACCAGCCCAUCUAUUUCCGGGAGUUUCGGUUUACCUCUGAAGUGCCUAUCUGGUUGGACUACCACGGCAAACACGUUGCCAUUGAGCAGGGAACGUUUGCAGGGAUUCUGAUUGGCCUGGCCCAGCUGAACUGCUCCGAGCUGAAGCUGAAGAGACUCUGCUGCAGACACGGUCUUCUCGGUGUAGACAAGGUGAUCCAGUAUGCUGUUACAGAAUGGCUGUCUGACAUCAGAAAGAACCAGCUGCCGGGAAUUCUGGGAGGUUUGGGCCCCAUGCACUCUGUCGUUCAGCUGUUUCACGGAGUGAGGGAUCUGUUCUGGAUGCCCAUAGAGCAGUACAGGAAAGAUGGACGCAUUAUCCGAGGCCUCCAGAGGGGGGCAGCGUCCUUCGGCACCUCUACAGCCUCGGCUGCUCUGGAGCUUAGCAACAGGCUGGUGCAGGCCAUACAGGCCACAGCAGAGACUGUGUACGACAUCCUGUCUCCCACGCCGCCCCUCACGCGCUACGCCAUCACAGAGGGCCAGCCCCCCUCCAGCCGGCCCCGCAGAGCUCCCCAACCCGCCGACCUCCGCGAAGGUGUGGUCAAGGCCUACGACACCGUCCGCGAGGGGGUGAUCGACACCGCUCAGACCCUGUGCGACGUGGCGUCCCGCGGCCACGAGCAGAAGGGUAUUCCAGGUGCCGUGGGCGGCGUUCUGCGACAGAUCCCACCCACCGUGGUCCGUCCCCUGAUCGUGGCCUCCGAGGCCACCUCCAACCUGCUGGGCGGCAUGCGCAACCAGAUCAAACCGGACGCGAGGAAAGAGGACUUCUUAAAGUGGCGCACGGAGGAGAGCCAAGAGUGAUCGCCUGUGUGUUUGCAUGUGUGUGUGUUUGUGACGAUGCUUUGGGAGGGAAUCAAGGGAUUGAACGUGUGUGUGUGUGCGUGUGUGUGUGUGUGUGUGGGUUUGUACGUACGGUGUGGCAACGACCGACUGAGGGUUUGUUCUAAUGCAAAAUUAAAGACUCAACUACUACUGCCAUGACCAAGGCCCAGUAGUUCACAUGGCUCCGUAUUAGUGCACACACUUAGCUUACACCCUUGUUUCUUCAUGAUGCAGUCACAAAGAGCUCAGCAACCCCCCCCUCCCCCACGUCUCUGGUAUAUAGAUUCUCCUCCUCACCCCCUUCACCCACUAUAGUAUAUAGAUUCUCCUUAUCACCCCCUUCCCCCACUACAUCUCUAGUAUAUAGAUUCUCCUCAUCACCCCCUUCCCCCACUACAUCUCUACUAUAUAGAUUCUCCUCUUCACCCCCUUCCCCCACUACAUCUCUAGUAUAUAGAUCAUCACCCCCUUCCCCCACUACAUCUCUAGUAUAUACAUUCUCCUCAUCACCCCCUUCCCCCACUAUAUCUCUAGUAUAUACGUUCUCCUCCUCACCCCCUUCCCCCACAUCUCUAGUAUGUAGAAUCUCAUCACACCCUUCCCCACUAUAUCUCUAGUAUAUAGAUUCUCCUCUUCACCCCCUUCCCCCCCAUAUCUCUAGCAUAUAGAUUCUGCUCCUCACCCCCUUCCCCCCAUAUCUCUAGUAUAUAGAUUCUCCUCCUCACCCCCUUCCCCCCAUAUCUCUAGUAUAUAGAUUCUCCUCCUCACCCCCUUCCCCCCUAUAUCUCUAGUAUAUAGAUUCUCCUCCUCACCCCCUUCCCCCCAAUAUCUCUAGUAUAUAGAUUCUCCUCUUCACCUCCUUCCCGACUACAUUUCUAGUAUAUAAAUUCUCCUCCUCACCCCCUUCCCGCACUACAUUUCUAGUAUAUAGAUUCUCCUCAUCAUGCAGACAUCGCUGUAGCUCUCUGCUCAAGUCACCGGCAUAACAGAUAAAAACUCUGUGUUGUUUAAAAAUAUGCCAAUCAGCGACUAGCCCCGCCCAUCUGCGUACACGAGGGUCAGUAAUUUGGGGGGGGGUUGGAAUAUGUCCACAUGUGGGGGUACACCUCCCCCACACCAGAACAGUGAAGACAUCGAUGACUUUAGAGAAGGUUCCUGUGACUAAAAGCCUUACACAGGUUGUUAGGACUGUCGGCUUUUCACCCUGACCUCACAACAGCUACUUCCCAUAAUGCACCCUUCCCCCUAGUGUGGUCAUUUGUGCCAUAAAACUUGCUGAGUGUCCUUUGUUUUUUUCUUAUUUGGAACUAGUUUGUGUUGCCUCCAGAUCCUGUCAGCGUAAUGCGUACCGUCUCGUAUUCAUUCAUGUACUCGGUUAUGCCGACUGGAGGAACCAGUUCAGACAGAUCCUCAUGAGGACCGUAGCACGGUGAGUCUUCCUCAUGCUACAUAGAGGUUAACUAUAGCUCCAUCGUUUCCAUGGAACACUGUCUACAGACCCACAGCACAACGGCCUGCUGAUGGCAGCACCUUGCUCUCUUACUGAUGCCCCUUUUCCACUACAUGGUACCAGCUCCACUCGACUUGUUCCUUUUCUAUUCCUGGAAAGUACCGGCAUGUUGGUAACUGUUACCACUUUUCGGGUACCGCCUUUGUCCAGGUUCCAAAGAAACUGGCACGGGUACCAAAGUCAAUGCAGACCAGCUACACUGAGGAGUACUGCUACGGUGAUGGAGAACAACACUCUGCGAGUCCAGUCCAGUCGAGCCGGUACCAUGUCGUGGGAAAGGGGCAUUGGAAGCACUUCACCAUACUUUGUGUCUCUGUUGCGUUCAGAUCCCGUUUCUGUCAGGCGAUCGGAGACUCGUUCUGGCCUUUGAGUUAGCCCGCCAUGCCUCCAGAGCCACCGCCCACUUCUUAGCUGCCUUUAUUUCUAAUUUCAUGCUUCUGUUUUGUUUCCUUUUUCUAAUUUUGUUAAACAUUAGUGUCAUACUCAUUUAUGUGAAGCAGGUGGAUGCGGUGGUGACGGAAGAAGGCAAACUGGGGUUUGGUCGUAAAAGCAUUUUACAUUUUUAUCUUUUUUUGUUUUUGUUAAGUGCAAGGGAUUUUUGUCCCAGUGCGCAUGUGUAAAGGAAUGUGUGUGUGUGUGUGCUUGAGAGGAUGAGUGUGUGCACAUGCACACUUGAUGCAUGUUGUGGGGGAGACGAGUAGGUGAUACUUGUAAAGCCUCUUGUGUGUAAUUACUAUUUACUAUAUCAUAAACUGUAUAAUACAAAGACAACGAGUCAACAAAAUUAAUACAAAAAUAAAAACGUGAUUAUAAAAA